CCGGAGGGGCUGAGCUCCGCCGCCGCCUCUGCCUCUCCCCCUCCUUCCCCUCCGGCCGGGCCGCCUUCUCCCGGGGCCGGGGGGCCGGAGCCGGCAGGUAAGGCCUUCAGCGAGGGACACUCCCGCCCGCUCAGCCCAGUUCAGCCGGCUGUGUGAGGGCAGGACAUCCCCCUUCCCCGCAUGGGGUUCCGACGCUUGAGGAAUGGGCUACGUCGCCCUCCCCUCAGGGGAUGGAGACCCUCUCGUGGGCGGCCCCUUUUCGGGGUUGCUCAGGCUCCCCGCAAGUCCCACAGGUGAAAUAUUGCUUUCAAAGAAUGACAACAGCUGCUUCAGCAAGUGGAUUUGCUGUGCAAGAGGUCAUUAUUUACAGCUGCCAGCUUUAUUGAAUUCUUCCUUACAUUUCACCCUUAUUUUCUUUUAGAAGCGGCAGAACAACUUAGGGUUGAUGUUUUGUGUGCCAUCUACUGAAAUUGGGGCCAUCAUGAAUAUCACCAAGGGUGGGCUGGUGCUGUUCUCAGCUAAUUCCAAUCCCUCAUGCAUGGAGCUGUCCAGGAGGAUUGCUGAGCGCUUGGGAGUUGAGAUGGGGAAGGUUCAGGUUUAUCAAGAGCCAAACAGAGAAACGCGAGUGCAGAUUCAGGAGUCUGUGAGAGGAAAGGAUGUAUUUAUCAUCCAAACGGUUUCAAAGGAUGUGAAUACCACGAUCAUGGAGCUCCUGAUCAUGGUGUAUGCGUGUAAAACCUCCUGUGCCAAAAGCAUUAUUGGAGUGGUUCCUUACUUCCCCUACAGCAAACAGUGCAAGAUGAGGAAAAGGGGCUCCAUUGUCUCCAAAUUGCUGGCCUCCAUGAUGUGCAAAGCUGGACUAACUCAUCUUAUUACCAUGGAUUUACAUCAGAAGGAAAUUCAGGGUUUCUUCAAUAUUCCAGUUGAUAACUUGAGAGCAUCCCCAUUUUUACUGCAGUACAUCCAAGAAGAGAUACCAGACUACAGGAAUGCUGUAAUUGUGGCCAAAUCUCCUGCGUCUGCAAAGAGGGCACAGUCGUUUGCCGAGCGCUUGCGGUUGGGAAUCGCCGUGAUCCACGGGGAAGCUCAGGAUGCUGAGUCUGACAUGGUGGAUGGUCGGCACUCCCCUCCUACAGCCAAAUACGUAGCUGCUAUCCACCCCAGCCUGGAGAUCCCCAUGCUGAUUCCCAAGGAAAAACCACCCAUCACAGUUGUUGGAGAUGUAGGAGGAAGAAUAGCUAUCAUUGUGGAUGACAUCAUAGAUGACGUUGACAGCUUUCUGGCUGCAGCUGAGACCCUCAAGGAGAGAGGGGCCUACAAGAUCUUUGUCAUGGCCACCCACGGCCUGCUGUCCUCAGACGCUCCCCGGCUGAUUGAGGAGUCUGCCAUCGAUGAAGUGGUUGUUACAAACACAAUUCCACAUGAAAUACAAAAACUUCAGUGCCCCAAAAUCAAAACUGUGGAUAUCAGCAUGAUCCUGUCCGAAGCCAUUCGAAGGAUCCACAAUGGGGAGUCCAUGUCGUACCUUUUCAGGAAUAUAGGAGUGGAUGAUUAAAGCUUCUCCCUCUAAAGAAACACCCCGGGCCAAACUGGAAUCGAACAGAGAAUGAGCUGUGAAGCAUCGUGCUUACCUUAAUAUUUCCAUUGAGCCACUUCUUGUUUUCUCUUGGUUUAAAUAUCAAGGUAGAACAGUUUUUAAGACCUGUUUGGUUGUUGUUUUUUUUUCCCUUCGCAGGGGUUUUUUGGGGGGUUGGUGGGAAUAAACGUUUUACAAAAAACUGUUCUAGUUGCUUUUAGGUUAGUUGCACUAUACAGGAUGGAAAAAUCCCACAAAACACUUGAGGCAAGAAUUUGGCUUCUAAAUUAAUCAUUCCUUUUCCAAAGCUGCUUGCUACAAGUGCUUUAAAUGAUAACAAAAUGAAGUGACUGUAUAAUAUUUGCAUUUUAAAAGCCAAAAAGGUCGUACUGUUGUAUGCAGUUCAGUGAUUUUGUAGGAGUGCUUUUAUAGAAAAGCAUAUGGAAUAUGCACCUGUAUUUAUUUUCUGCAACAAAGAAUAAAGACUUGUUUUGUGUGAGCUUUCUAA
Parus major (Great Tit) is the source of this 2084-nucleotide messenger RNA. RefSeq names its product phosphoribosyl pyrophosphate synthetase associated protein 2 (gene PRPSAP2). The record is from RefSeq and is a predicted model, not a curated record. Gene Ontology annotation, molecular function: magnesium ion binding; ribose phosphate diphosphokinase activity. The transcript is spliced from 12 exons. NCBI's taxonomy places the organism in Eukaryota, Metazoa, Chordata, Aves, Passeriformes, Paridae. Gene Ontology annotation, biological process: purine nucleotide biosynthetic process; 5-phosphoribose 1-diphosphate biosynthetic process. Gene Ontology annotation, cellular component: ribose phosphate diphosphokinase complex; cytoplasm. The coding region runs from base 446 to 1555 and encodes 369 amino acids.